This is a messenger RNA of Schistosoma margrebowiei, 372 nucleotides long. NCBI's taxonomy places the organism in Eukaryota, Metazoa, Platyhelminthes, Trematoda, Strigeidida, Schistosomatidae. The record is from the annotation of a GenBank genome assembly.
AUGCCUGCUAUGUUUGAGAACCUUGAAUGGAAGAAUAUUGAAGGAAGCAAUGUAAUGAAUAUUAUGCAUCAUGAUAAUCGUAUAACGGUUGUAUCCACAUAUACCAAAACAGUAGAUUAUACAUUAUCAACAAUGAAAUCAUUCACAAUAAUAGGUGCUUAUACUUGUUGCAAUACAAAUAUCAGUAUCAUUUGUCAUCAUAAUGCUCUCAUCAUUACUGUAAAUUACCUAAGCAGUUUUAAUGAUAAUUGUCUUUUUAGUAGCAAGAUGAUGCUUCAAAAUGGCGGGCAAUGGAUACCAUCCAUUAUUGCUGGUUUAUUUCUGUAUGUUAUGUCAUUUUUCGGAUUAUCAUUUAUUCAUAAUCUUCGUUGA